GACAGGCAGGCAGAGUGUAAAAUGGCGCACAGCUGUCGGUGGCGGUUCCCUGCUCGGCCCGGAGGGAGCACCAACUCGGGCACCGGGAAGAGAGCGGGCCGAAUCCGGGUCACCGCGUCCCUCCGAAAUGAUACUGGGGCUCAUACGAACUCAAUUGGGCCAAAGGCCGGUUUCGAUGCGGCGGUGCAAGUCUCCGCUGCAAUCGAGAGCAACCUGCAGAAAUUUCGGGAUGUUUUGGGGGAGUCAAGCGGGUCCAGCAGCGGGGAGGAAGAGGCGUUCGGUGGCUUUUGUACAGUCAGUGAAGGCAGAAGAAUACAUAGUCCUGCAAGGACCUUUUCAGUCCCACCAUCAGCUCCUGCAACUCCAGAGAAGAAGCCCAGGGGGCGUCCGCCCAGGGCACAGGCCACACACAGAGUGGGCAGCGCCACUGGCCCCGUGCCUGCGCCUUCUGUGCCCUCCUCUCUCCCCCACAGAGAUGCCACAGUCUCGCACACAGAGAAGGUCAAGCGGCCGCCGGGAAGGCCUCCCGGGUCAGGCGAGAAGAGGAGAGGCCGCCCGCCAGCCUCCGCUAGCCACAGGGGCUGGCACCAGAGCGGCCACGGGUCAUCGGACGAGGCACCGGCCGGAGGCGUCGCCGGCGCAAACGAACACGGUCCGACGGCAGCCCAACACGGCAAGCACGCAGGGGACGAGCGGGAGGGGGGUAAGAUGUCCAAGCUGGGCAAAGUGCCCAAGCUGAAGAGGCUGCAGGAUGCCAAGAUGGGCCCGCUCAAGUCGCGGCUCAAGGCAGUGGCUCGGAAGGGCGUGCCGGUGCCCGUCGUGCCGAGGCGGAGGAGGGGGAGGCCGCCCUCAGCGGAGCGCCUGAAAGCGGAGGCCGCUGCAGCUGCCGCUCGCUCAGGCUCGUCCGCUGCCACCGCUUUCGCCGAGCUGUCCCUUCCAGACGCACGCACCGUCAAACAGAAGGCCUUCAGGGUGCGCGGCAGGGACAGAGGGCUGGACCUCCAGGCUGCCCAGCAGCAGCAGCAGCAGCAGCAGCAGCAGCAACAUGCCAAGCUCAGGGCUCCCCACGCCGAUUCACAACCCGACAGCCCCACGGAACCCCACAGCCCGCCUUCCUCGAAGUUCGGGAGGCCCCUGGGGCUGCGUCAGAGCCCGCGCCACAUCAAGCCCGUGCGUAUCGUGCCCCCUUCCAAGCGCACGGACGCCACCAUUGCCAAGCAGCUACUGCAGCGUGCCAAGAAAGGUGCCCAGAAGAAGAAGCUCCUGGAGAAGGAGAGCGUUGGCAGCGGUGGACCGCCGGGCAUGGACACGGGUAUCCGGCGCCGGCGGAGGACCCCGCUCAAGAACAUCCGGCAGUUCAUCAUGCCCGUGGUGAGCACCGUGUCCCGGCGCAUCAUUAAGACGCCCAAGCGCUUCAUCGAGGACGAGACCAGCUUCAGCGCCCCACCUCCCCAGAAGGUGUCCCGCCUGGACACGCCCGCGUACGUCUCGGCGUCCGUGGCGACAGUGGCCGCCUCCCAGCCUAACGCGGCGCCUUCCCCCACGCUGGCAGCCACUUCCUCACCCUCGUCCGCCGCGUCUGCGGGUCCUGCCGCCGGCACCACCGCCGCCGUGGACAGUCUUCCCCCUCCCCCUCCCCCCGUGGUGUCCGUUGUCCCCACCAACAGUGGCAGCGGCGGCAGCGUCCCCCCGGGUCUCCUGAACAACGCGGCGAUGGCCGCAGCGGCGGGCGGAAGCUGCAACAACAGCAACAGCAAUGGCGGGCGCUUCAGCAGCAGCGCGGCGUCGUGCGGCUCCAGCGCCGUCUCGCAGCACUCCUCGCAGCUCUCGUCUGGCGAGUCCUCGCGCUCCAGCAGCCCCAGCCUGGACGACUCGUCCUGCGACUCGCAGGCCUCGGAGGGCACGCAGGCGCUGUCCGAGGAGCCCGACCGCUCGCCGGGCUCGUCCCAGGGCGACCACGAGCGGGAGGAGGAGGAGGAGGAGGAGGAGGAGGAGGCCGCACUGAUGCAUUCCUCGCGCCCGACCUCGCCGCUGUCCGAGCACGAGCGGGAGCACACGAGGCGGCUGGAGAGAGGACGACGUGGGCGGCGUGGGCAGGGCGUGAGGAGCGGCGCCAGCUUGGUGGGCAGGGGCAGAAGUGGCCUGAUGGGGCCGAGGAAGAAGACCAUCAUCAGCCCAGCCACCGGCAUCCUCAUGUCGUCCUCGCAGGUGGGCGCGCACCAGGCCUCCUCGGGCUCGUCCCCUCCUCCCCCUCAGCAGUUGCACCCGCCGCCAGGCUCCUCGUCCAGUGCGGCGGGCGGCGGGGACCACCACCCCCACUCCUCAUGGAUCAUGCCGCGCAGCAUCGCCCCGUUCCUCCGGCCCGCCAUGCACGCGGCGUGCCACGACAAGCGGCGCUCCAUCCUGCGCGAGCCCACCUUCCGCUGGUCGUCGGCGCCCUCCCACAAACCCGAGUGCUUCUCCUCGGCCAAGUACGCCAAGGAGGGCCUCAUCCGCAAGCCCGUUUUCGACAACUUCCGGCCCCCGCCGCUGACCGCCGAGGACGUGGGCUUGGUCCCCGGCUCGGUCUCCGGAGGCGCGCCGCCCUCCGGGUUCACGGCCUCCCCCAGUGGCAGCGCUGGAUCGAGCAGCCGGCUCUUUUCUCCACUGCACCACCACCACCAUCAGCACACCUCCUCCCGCUUCGAGGGCUCGUACCCCAAACGCAGCCCGCUGCUCCGCGCCCCGCGCUUCACCCCCAGCGAGGCCCACUCGCGUAUCUUCGAGUCGGUCACCCUCCCCGCGUCGUCCGGCAGCAGUCCUGGCUCGCUAUCCCCCCUGCAAGGCUCCUCUCCGUCCGGUAGGAGCAUGCGCCACAGGAAGAGGAGGACCUUAGGAGCACCGGUGAGCGGACAACCUCGGUCUCCCUCGCACUCCAUGACCCGGAGGAGCAGUCAGCCGGGUUUCAAGAUGGGCAAGAGUCCCUCCGAUCACAGGGGCAGCUCGAGCGGCAAUGCCAGUAACUCCUCGUCCCUAACGGGGGUGGCCGUUAGCCCACUCGCUCCAAGUGCCUUAACCCAGCCUCCCUUCAGCACCUUGUCUCCAGGCGCUGCGGGCCUCUCCGGCCACGGUGGCACCGAUGGACGCAAAGCUUCCUCUGCGGCCGCACCGGGCGGCCUGGGCGGCGUCGGCAACUCGGCUGGCUCGUCAUCGUCCUCCCCGUCACAGCUCUUUCCCCUCUUCGGGCCCGGCGGGGGUGGGGGCGGCGGGAAGACGACUCGUGAGAGGAACCUCUCUGCCGGACAUGAGGCGUCCACCAAGGAGAAGGACAGGGAGUCGGAGAGGAGCCGCGAGCGAGAGAAGGAGAACAAGCGCGAGGGGAGGAAGGACAGAGAGCGUAAGGGGAAGGACACGUCCUCCCACUCGGCGUCCGGCUUGUUCGUCAUGGAUGGGAAGGACUUGGAAAAGUCAGUCCCGACGCUUGCCCACAGAAAGACCCCAGGGAGGAAGAAAUCUGUGUCGGCCGACUCCGGGGCUGAGGCCUCCCCAGCUGAUAGCAACACUGUCAGCAGCACGCCCUCGUCCAACGGCCGGCCUUCCAAGAAAGACCGGCCGCCUGACUGGAAUGCAGACGCGGACAGAGGAGGAGAAAAGGAGGAUCAAGAGAAGACGAGUAUGCCGCUACCGCCAGGGCAAACGGGCAAAGCCCCCACCACCAACCCUACACUGGAGUCCGUGUUGAACCGUGCAGAGAAACAACCGGUGGCCGACAAGCAACUGGCCGGGCUGCUGAAGAAGGCGAAAGCACAGCUGCAUAAUAUUGAGAAGUCCUUAAAGCCAGUAGAGCAGCCGAAAGUGCAGGGUCAGGAGAGUGACUCCUCGGAGACGUCUGUGCGCGGUCCCCGCAUCAAGCAUGUGUGUCGGCGUGCCGCGGUCGCUCUGGGCCGACAUCGGGCCGUGUUCCCAGACGACAUGCCCACCCUCAGUGCCUUGCCCUGGGAGGAGAGGGAGAAGAUCCUGUCUUCCAUGGGGAACGAUGACAAAUCGUCAGUGGCAGGCUCGGAGGAGGCUGAGCCACAGACCCCUCCCCUUAAGCCAGUGACGAGGCAAAAGCCGAUCCACGAAGCCCAGCCCAAGAAGGGCCGGCGGUCCAGGCGCUGCGGGCAGUGUCCUGGAUGCCAGGUCCCCGAGGACUGUGGCGUCUGCACCAACUGCCUGGACAAGCCCAAGUUUGGUGGACGCAACAUCAAGAAACAGUGCUGCAAAAUGAGGAAGUGCCAGAACUUGCAGUGGAUGCCUUCAAAAAUGUUUAUCCAAAAGCAAGUGAAAGGUAAAAAGGACAAGAAGAAGAACAGAAUGUCUGAAAAAAAGGAGUUGCAUUACUCGGUGAGCACAGCUGCCCCAGAGGCCAAGCCUGCGCUGAGAGAGGGCCCUUCUCAGAAGAAGAGCGAUGCUCUGCCCUCCAAGGCAGCAGAGGAGAAGCUGAAGCAGCAGCAGCAGCAGGAGGAAGAGGAGGAAGAGGAGGAGGAAGAUGACUGCUCCCCGACCCCUGAGCCAAGUCCUCCAUCCGAGGAGGAGGAUCCCUCAUCACCACCCUCCACCCCCACACCCGAGGAGUCCAAGCAGCCCCCGCCGCUCAGCAGCGCUCCCUCCAGGAAGGAUCGGAAACUGCAGCAGCAGCAGAGGCCACCACGUCUCCCCAGUCCGGCCAUAAAGACCCUUCCCCAUCGCCUCCCACCCAGUCACAAUCCCCAGGCCAGACACCCCCAGAGGUCCCCUCAGAACCCCCCCCACUCCAAGAAGGAGCCGCUCGCCAAACCCCCCUCUGAUGGCAAAAAGCCCCAGCAGCAGCUAGCGUCCCAGCCUCCUGUGCCUGACACAGGGCCCGACACAAAACACUUGAAGAAACUCGCUGCACGCUGUGCACCAGCGCCCAAGCCCAAACUAAAGGAGAAGCAGGAGAAGCAGGUAGCCAUUAAACCGGACGGCGGUACUUUAAACUCCUUGAGCACUCCCUCGACUGGGGUUCGGACCGAGCAGCAGCAGCAGACGGCGCCCUGCGACGGAGUGCGACGCAUCAGAGUGGAUUUCAAGGAGAGCCAUGACAUCGACAACGUGUGGGAGAUGGGCGGCCUGAGCGUCCUCACAUCUGUGCCUAUCACGCCGCGUGUGCUGUGCUUCCUCUGCGCCAGCAGCGGGAACGUGGAGUUUGUGUUCUGCCAGGUUUGCUGUGAGGCCUUCCAUCUCUUCUGCCUGGGGGAGUCGGAGCGCCCCUUAGAGGCGCAGCUGGAGAACUGGUGUUGCCGGAGGUGCCGCUUCUGCCACAUCUGCGGACACCCGCACCAAAACACCAAACAGCUGCUGGAGUGUGACAAAUGCCGGAACAGUUAUCACCCUGAAUGCCUGGGCCCUAAUCAUCCCACCAGACCCACACAGAAAAAGAGAGUCUGGAUUUGCACUAAAUGUGUCCGCUGUCAGAGCUGUGGGGCCACCAAACCUGGCAAGGCCUGGGACGCCCAGUGGUCACACGACUUCUCGCUGUGUCACGACUGUGCCAAACUAGUCGCUAAAGGGAAUUCCUGCCCCCUCUGUGAUAAAUGCCAUGAUGACGAGGACUAUGAGAGCAAGAUGAUGAAGUGCAGGAGUUGCAGGCGCUGGGUGCAUGCCAAAUGUGAAAGCCUCACAGAUGAGAUGUAUGAAGUCCUGCCCAACCUGCCGGUGGCCUACACCUGCACCAAGUGCACGGAGAAGCAGCCUGCAGAGUGGAGGACGGCGCUGAAGAACAAGCUCCAGAGCUCUGUGCACCAGGUCCUCACCGCCCUGCUCAACUCCCGCACCUCCACGCACCUGCUCCGCUACAGACAGCCUGUGAUGAAGCCCCCCGAGCUGAACCCAGAGACAGAGGAGAGCCUGCCCUCUCGUCGCUCUCCUGAAGGCCCCGACCCACCUGUCCUGACCGAGGUUCCACCACACGCUGACUCGCCACCAGACCUUGAGUCCGUGGAGAAAAAGAUGGAGUUGGGUCGCUACAAAUCAGUGCUGGAGUUCAGUGAUGACAUUGUCAAGAUCAUACAGACCGCCAUCAACUCAGACGGUGGGCAACCAGAGAACAAGAGGGCCAACAGCAUGGUCAAGGCCUUCUUCAUCCGGAAAAUGGAGCGCAUGUUCCCCUGGUUCAAGGUGAAGGAGUCGAGAUUCUGGGAGGCACAGAAGGGCUCAAAUAGCGGGCUUCUUCCCAACGCAGUGCUUCCCCCAUUCCUGGAUCAUAAUUAUGCGCAGUGGCAGGACCGGAUGGAGCAGAGCAGUGCCGAGCGGCCUCCGCUGGUGAAGAUCAUCCCUGCCCCGACCCACAAGCCCCCAGGGGAGCCGGACUUCCCCGCCACGCCUCCCUCCCAACCCCCUCACGUCAUCCAUGAGCUCUCUCCCGAGGGCAGUCCCGAGCAGCUCCCUCCACCUGGUCUAGGAGACAACAGGCAGUGUGUGCUCUGUCUCAAGUAUGGGGAUGAGAAUACCAACGAGGGCGGACGGCUCCUGUACAUUGGCCAGAAUGAGUGGACUCAUGUAAACUGUGCCCUGUGGUCUGCUGAAGUGUUUGAGGAUGACGACGGCUCCCUGAAGAAUGUGCACAUGGCAGUGAUAAGAGGCAAACAGUUGCGAUGUGAGAACUGCCAGAGACCUGGAGCGACUGUGGGCUGCUGUCUGACCACCUGCAACAGCAACUACCACUUCAUGUGCGCCCGCCAGCGACGCUGCGUCUUCCUCGAGGACAAGAAGGUCUACUGCCAGAGACACAAGGACCUGAUCAAGGGCGAGGUGAUAUCAGACUCUGGGUUUGAGGUAACACGCAGGAUUCUGGUGGACCUAGAGGGCAUCAGCCUUCGGCGGAAGUUCAUCAAUGGGCUUCCUCCUGACAACAUCCAUAUGAUGAUAGGCUCAAUGACCAUAGACUGUCUUGGAAUGCUGACGGACCUGUCAGAUUGUGAGAGGAAUCUUUUCCCAAUCGGUUACCAGUGUUCGAGAGUCUACUGGAGCACCACUGAUGCUCGCAAGCGGUGUGUUUACACCUGUAGGAUCUUAGUGUAUCGCCCCCAAGUGGUAGAAACAGUCACUGACAGCACAGUCUCCUGUGAGAAGAACUUUACCAUUGCUCACAGCCCCUCCACAGUCCCAGAAAUGGAGAUGAUCACAUCCUCUCAGCUGGUGGAUUCAGCAAAGCUGUCCUGUUCCAAGCCAGUGGCUGCAGCUUCCAGGCCAAAGAUGCUCUUCCGAAACAGGCACCCCAGCUAUCCACCAUGCCACAAGUCUCCCAUCUCCAGACCACUUCCCUCUCCAGGAGGCUUCACCAGUUCAGCACAUGAGAUUGUGACUGUGGGUGACCCUCUGCUGAGCUCCUGUCUCGGAAGAAUUGGAUCCCGGCGACACAGCACUUCCUCGCUCUCACCUCAAUCAUCCAGAAACACAGUUGUACCCACAGCGCAGAGCAGUUAUCUGUUCAGUCCGCAAAGCACAGCAUCCUCUAGUUCCUCCAUUACAACUACUCCCUUAUCCCUCUCUUCCUACACAUGGGACCGCGCACAGAGGGACUCAGGCACAAAGGGUCGGCCCUUUGCUUCCGUGAGGUCCCAGAACUGUCAGGUUAGCGCCUCAAGUCCAGGAUCUCAGCAAAGACAGUCAGGUGUCAAUGAAAAAGGUGACUGCAGCCGAGAACCACCUGGAAAGCAGUCCGAGGGAGAGGCGGUGCAUCUGUCUGCUCCGCUGAUGAUGGGGAUGAACCAGGUGUCGCCACCUUUGGGAACGGCCGUCCUUACGAGUCACCAGAGGAGUAGCAGCAGCACUAAGGGCGAGAAGGGGAAGCAGCAAGGAAUGAAAGACACUUCAGACCUUCCAGCUGAAUCAACUCUCCUGUCUUGUCAGCCCCAAGCUGCUUUACCCAAAGAUGGAGGCAACCCCAUCCAGGAAGGCACACCAGCCGCAAAAGACACAGGGAUACCGGGGUCCCCAAAGCCACCAUACCACAAAAGCGGAGGGAGGAAGUCACAUGACUAUGUGGCGGGGCCUGCCCCUGCUGCUGCCAUGAAACCCCGCUGGUCGUCUGGAGCUACCGUGGGAGAGGAGGACAUUAAACGCGGCUCUCAGGCAACACCAGCAGUAACCGCGAGUUGCAGGACAUCCAGCACCAAAGAGACAUGCUCCAAAAUGGGAUUCAGUGGAAGCAUCGAGGCAUCGAAGGAGAGGGAGAAAACUACUAAAAAGAUCAAGACCCCUCUUCAGAAAAAGGGCAGUGAUAUCAAAACACUCGGCCAAGACCAAAACUUUCAAAACAGUAACAACAAAUCUGCAGUACACAGCAGCAACACCAAAGCAGCCGGAACAAAUGCGGUUGAUAAACAUGACAGUCAAGGAGGGAAUAGACCACUAAAGUCAAGGGAGAGGUUCAGUUCUGAGAGCAAGAACAGCUCCAGUUUAGAGGGAAUGCAGCCAGAGACGGGCUCAGAUGCAGGUAUUAGGGCUGCGCUCAAUCAAACCAAAGCAAGCAAGGAGCUGAUCAAAAGGGAAAAGAAGCCUACAGGAAAAGCAUCUUUAAUAUCUCCAAAAAUAGAUCCUAAUGGGACCAAAGUGAUCAGUACAGGCUCGGAUACAAAUCUGCCGACUGCAGUUACCCCGGUCAGUCAGGGUCCACAGAGGAGGUCCACCUGUCCACCUGUCCUCUUCUCUUCGCCAUCUGCCAGCUCAGAAAGCUCAGAGUCCGAGAGCCAAGCUCACCCAGAGGACUGUGAAGAACAUCUGCGAGAGGGAGAGGGAGCUGAGGACGGAGAAGAUCCCUCCAUGGAGGAUGAAGGCAGCAUCGACAAGCACAACGAGGAAGACAGCGACGGUUCGGGGUCAGCCAAGCGAAGGUACCCGCGGCGUAGUACACGGGCUCGCGCCAAUAUGAUCUUUGGUUUGACGCCUUUCUAUGGCGUGCGUUCCUAUGGCGAGGAAGACAUCGACUUCUAUGGCGGCGGAGAGGUCAUUGGGAAAAAGCGGUCCGGAAUGAGCAAGCGUUCUGCCGAGGGGCAAGUCGAUGGGGCAGAUGAUAUGAGCACUUCGUUGUCAGAGGAUAGUGGGGAAGACGAGGAGGUUGGACUGGGGCCGUGUCCAAACAAAGACUCCUAUUACUAUAACUUUACACGCACCAUCAUCAACCGUAACGUCAGAUUACACCCUGAGGGAGUGGGAAGAGGGUCACAGUUUGGCAGGUUUCUGAACGAAGAUGCUGGAGAGAGUACAGAUCACAUGGAGGAAUCUGGAGCCAUACCAUUGAGUCUGGGCCGUCCCCAAAUUGGCCAGCUGGAUGGCGUCGAUGAUGGCUCUGAGAGCGAUGCCAGCUUGAGUACCAGCAGCACCACAACUGCCACAACGUCCACUACCCACAAAACCUCUGGGAAAAGGAAGAGCCGUGAGAGUCGGGCGGAGAGGAUGGCAGCAGGCUCAGGGAAAGACUCCGACAGCAGCGCUGGAGGGGGAAAUGGCAGCAGUCGAGAGAGCAGGAAGAACCAGAAGGAGUCUUGUCUGUCUCUGGGGAACGUCAAGUCACAGGGGCAAGACCCUCUGGAGGCACAGUUGUCCCUCACCACAGACCUGCUCAAGUCUGAUUCUGACAACAACUACAGUGAUGACUGUGGCAACAUCCUGCCUUCUGACAUCAUGGAUUUUGUGUUGAACACGCCAUCAAUGCAGGCCUUGGGUCAACAGCCAGAGUCAUCUUCUCCGGAACUUUUGCUAGGUGAAGGGUACGGGGUCGACGUCAACCGGAGGAAAGACUCUGCGCUGCUCUUUGACAUACCACUGCCUAGCACUGAGCCUGGGGAGAGCAACUCGACUAUUUCCGUCGAGGAGUCCUACAGCCUGCAGCUGGGCCUGCCCUCUGACCUCUCAGUGCUGACCACGCGGAGCCCUUCCGUUAGCAACCAGAAUCACAACACUCUCAUUCCGGAAGCUUCCGUUAGCAACCAGAAUCACAACACUCUCAUUCCGGAAGCUUCGGAGAGCACAAUACUGUCAUUGACUACUGAUGAAACUGUGGAGAAAGCUGGAGACAAGCCAGGGGUCAGGACGAGCGAGGUGUCUGAGGAAGGAGGUGGAGACUCACAGGUAACUGAUGAUCAGCUGACACCCAAGCAUUUCAUAACCGGCAUCGAGGGCGAGCAUAUUUCCAAUCAAGUCAGUCAGGUGAUUGAACCAGAUAACCAGGACGUUGCCAGGACCUCUGGGACACCAGGAUUACCUAGUUCUCCUACGCUGCCUCUACAAAGUCAGAAAUACAUACCUGUCACUGCUGUAAGCCCUGGACCUUCUCAGGUUGCUAGCACUGCUGUUCAAACCCCUUCCUCUCAUCUCAAACCUGCCCCGGAAAAAUUGAUUGUUGUGAAUCAGCGAAUGCAGCCUCUCUACGUCUUGCAGACUCUACCCAAUGGAGUGACACAGAAGAUACAAAUCACACCUUCAGUUGGUACGACAGGGGUCAUGAGCACUAGUCCCUCUGUGUUGAGCUCCAUGACUCUCACAGCAGGUCUCCCCAAUCAGCCCAUAUUUCCUGCGGGUGGAAAGGGCCUAUUACCCAUGUCUCACCACCCUCAAAUUCAUACUCUUACUAAUACAACUCAGGCCAGUUUCCAACCUGUCAUUCCCAACACCACAUCAGGCCUCCUCAUAGGCAUCCCCUCCCAUGACUCCCAGAUUAUCGUGUCUGAAGCAGGACGCAGACCUGAUUUGGCACCCAGCGUCACGAUGGUCUCUAGUGCACCAUCCUUGUCUCCCUCUUCAUCUGUGCUUUCCUCAGGACAUGGCAAAAAACGGCCCAUAACCCGGCUUCUGCCACGCAAAAGCAAAAAACCUCCUCGCUCCCGAAGCCACCCACCGUUGGCGCCAUCAGAAGUGGCACCCAACAUGACCCUUAUAAACUUGUCGUCUCCUCAAAUCACAGCUGGAAUUUCCACUCAGUCUGGUUUAGUUGAACUGGGCACCCUAACCACAGCCACUACCACGUCCCAUCGCAAAAUCCCCAAUAUCAUUAAACGACCAAAAGGGGUAAUGCUGGUGCCACAGCCUAUGCCCAUUACAUCCAGCGGUCAGCCUGGCAUCUUGGGGCAGGACACGUCCACCCACUUGUUGCCAUGUACUGUUUCAGGGCUCAAUCCAAACCAACAGGUGUUGAACGUUGUCUCAGUGGCACCUAGCGGAGCUGGCAACAUUCUCGGCGCGAGUUCAGUUUCUCUGAGCACACCUGGACUCCUGAGUUCCACUGAGAUUACGGGGGCCUUCAGCAAUCUGCUCUUCAAAGCCGGCCCACAUAAUCUGACCAUUCCAGACCAACAGAUGGUUCUCCACUCCGGAGGGGCCAUGAUGCCGCAGCUAACUCACCCUGUGCAGACGUCUAUCGCCAGUAGUAUAUGCGUUCUUCCACCGCAGCAAACACUCAGCAUGUCUGUGAGCAAGCAAGUGGACCAAGAGAGCGCCCUGCAUCGCAAGCAAGUCAGUCGAAUCUUGGCAGACAAACCACAAGCACUCGAUCAGAGUGGGAAUGUUGCGGGAUCCAUGGGUCCUGCCCCAAGCUUAAUGGCCCAGGACCCAAGCAAGCCAGUGGUUGGGGUAUUUACCCAAGGUUCAUGGACAACACCCAUCACCCUCCACACAAAUCAGCCGCAAGUUUUCAAGUCAGCUGCACCACCCACAGCAGGUGGGAAGGGGAAACAGAAGGCCAAAAGGGUUCGGUCGACUCCAGAGAAGGCCAGCGGGAAGAAACCGAAGGGACUGCAGGCAGAGUCUCCGCUAUCAUCCAAGGGAGAUGCGAGCUCUCUGGUCAGCAGUCAUCCUCAGGGACUAAGCAGCCAGUCAAUCCUGAGCCUAUGGACACAGGAAAACCCAAUGGAAAAAGAUUCAAAUAAAAGUUGCAGUGAUGCUCCUGUGACCAAAGCGUCCCCCAUCAACCAGGUGUCAGUAGAGUUGUGUGAUGAGGAGUCUAAAGCCACAAGUCCUACUACUCAGAACAGUGGGAAAGGAUCUGGCACUGGACUGGCUUCAUCAGAGCAGGAGGAUGACAAGGGAGGCAGGGACUUCCUCUCUCACUACAAGCCUAAGAAAGGCCUCAUGUUUGAAAUAUCCAGUGAUGAUGGCUUUCAGAUCCGUUGUGAGAGCAUUGAAGAGGCCUGGAAAUCUUUGACGGAUAAAGUCAAGGAGGCACGGUCGAACGCCAAACUCAAGGAACUUUCAUUCGAGGGAGUUAACGGGCUCAGGAUGCUCGGCGUUCUUCACCACACCGUGGUGUUUCUGCUGGAACAGCUGUGUGGUGCCAAAUACUGCCGGAACUACCGUUUCCGCUUCCAUAAGCCCAAGGAGUGCGACGAGCCCCCCAUCAACCCUCACGGCUCCGCCCGAGUGGAGCUGCACCACAGGAGGUCCGUUUUCGACAUGUUCAACUUCCUGGCUUCCAAACACCGGCAGCCUCCGGAGCACAACCCCCAGGAGGAGGAGGAGGAGGAGGUGCUGCUGAAGUCCGCUCGCCGUGCCAUCAGCUUGGACCUGCCCAUGUCCAAGAGACUCCGACACCUGAAGAAAACCUCCUGGGAAACAGUAGGCGUGUAUAGGUCAGCCAUUCACGGACGAGGUCUGUUCUGCAAGCGAAACAUUGACGCAGGAGAGAUGAUCAUCGAGUACUCUGGCACCAUCGUCCGCUCGGUCCUCACUGACAAACGGGAAAAGUAUUAUGACGAGAAGGGGAUUGGCUGUUACAUGUUUCGCAUCGAUGAUUACGAGGUGGUGGACGCCACGAUGCAUGGCAACGCAGCGCGUUUCAUAAACCAUUCCUGCGAGCCCAACUGCUUCUCUCGUGUCAUCAUUGUGGACAGUCAGAAGCACAUCGUCAUCUUCGCCUUGCGCAAGGUCUACCGAGGAGAAGAACUCACCUACGACUACAAGUUCCCCAUCGAGGAACCUGGGAAUAAGCUGCCCUGCAACUGCGGAGCCAAAAAGUGCCGCAAGUUCCUGAACUAACUCCGGCAUUCUAGCACUUUUCAGGGCGAUGUCGGCAGCACCUUGCUGUGGGUGACCCACAGCAGUUCCACGUUUCCUGUAGUGUGGGACACUUACAGGGCUGAAGAGGUAGCAUGCGUUGAGAUGGGCUUCUGUUGUUCGUCAGAGCUGUUCAGUGUGCGCUUGUGUUUUCCGGAAGGAUGACAUUACUGUGCCUCUUUGUUUUUUGUUACAUUUUGUUGACUGGUUUUCAGUGUCAUAAUCUGAGAGCAAUUCAUUUGGGGAAAUUCAGGCCUUUUUUUAAUGUAAGGUUGAUUUUUUGUUUUUGUUGUUGAUUUUGUUUUUUUCUUUCAGCUUAAUGGUUAAAAACUAGUGCCCAAGACAUUUGUGUAGGUCCUCCCCAUAGGUUUUAAAUCUCUACAUCACCACUUUUACCUUAAUUUUUCAGGAUAUGGCCUGUAAGGGACUGAUACUGUUUGUUUGAUAAUGCUCAAUCCCAUUUGCCCCUGCUUCCAGAAUGUGAUGGAUCUCUACAAACAAGAAGAGCCACGUUGUUAGAUCCAUUUUACACCAAAGUGCAAUUCUUUCAGGGGAGGGGUUAAAAAAAAAUCAGGCUCAAACUGAAAUAACGAAAGUGAUCAAUGAAAGCCCUUAUUAUUAUUAUUGUUAUGUAUUUUUGUUUCCAAGCAUGGCAUUCUUCAACACAUCUUUUCCAUCACUGAAUGUAUACUGAAGCCUUCAGACAGCCGUAUUAGCUCUUACUGAGGCGAAGCCUGUCCAUGUUCGAGACACUGUAAAUAUCCUGCAAUCUUGUGUUGACUCAGUAGGGAUGACUAGAUUAUGUUCAUCAGUUGUUUUUCCAAACUUGAUUGCAGUAAUGUUGAUAUUUGUAAGCGUUCCUAUGCUUUGUGUUCUUAUGCUGAGUUGGUCCAGAGUGGGGUGGAGACGGCCUGUGAUUGGCUAGGACUGAGAUCCUGGUGGACUGACAGCCUGGCAACUUGAGGGACAGUAGAGUGGUCGAGCGGUUGGUUGUCCGAGUCCGUGGAAAGAGAGAGUAGGUCUGGUAACUGUUGUGAGGUGGUCGUUGGAGGACAAAAUGAUUGCAGAGCCAUCCUUUCUUAAGAAAGAGUCAAACUUUUGUGCAUGUUAUGGCUGUGUCCAUGAUGACUGGAUUU
Alosa alosa (allis shad) is the source of this 14165-nucleotide messenger RNA. It is a transcript of the gene kmt2a, whose product is annotated as lysine (K)-specific methyltransferase 2A. The record is from RefSeq and is a predicted model, not a curated record. Gene Ontology annotation, molecular function: protein binding; zinc ion binding; DNA binding. Gene Ontology annotation, cellular component: histone methyltransferase complex; nucleus. NCBI's taxonomy places the organism in Eukaryota, Metazoa, Chordata, Actinopteri, Clupeiformes, Clupeidae. Gene Ontology annotation, biological process: positive regulation of DNA-templated transcription.